AAUUGUUGUGAUAAACUUAUUAAAUAGAUUAGCAUGGCUAAAGGAUGCGCUGUUAUUACAAUUGAAUGCGCUCUUGGAGUCAGAAAACUUGAGUUGCAUCGCCCUAUAACUUUCCACAAUGUCGUAGAACAAGUCAGCGUAAUGUAUGGACAGAACGAUUUCACCGUGCAUUUUCGAAAUUCAAAUAUAUUGCUGCCUGUUUUGAACGACACCGAUCUUGAGUAUGCACUUCACAUAUAUGAUCUUGGAGGAAGUGACGAAACGACUCCUCUUAUAUUUGUUGUCAGUUUUGACUCGACAAAUGACCCUGAGAAAGUUAUUGACGCCGCAGACUUCAACUUGGGUUAUAAAACUGACCCAAUCGUUUCGAAUAACACGGGGGAUGGGCGGCGUGGAAUAACACGCGCAAGAUCUUUCCCGCGCUCAGGAAUGACACAUGUGCACAAUGCCAGGCGAAGUGUUGUAAAUCGAGUGAGCAGUCGAAAUGAAUCCAGUUGCGAAAAUGAGCUGAAUAGCGAAGCACGAUUUAUUCCCGAAGACAAUUUUGACGGGCAGAGUGGAGGAUACACGGCCUCUGUUAGCGGAGAAAGCAGAAAUUCCCUACAUAGUACAUCCAGCAGCUCGCAAAAUUUAUCACAGUUUAUUGAUUCGCCUCCUGAACCGUCAAUGACUGCAUCUCCAAGAAUGGUGGGAGUCCCGCUUGACAGCAAUCGAUCAUACAGAUUGUCCAACAGCUGUUCAGGUAGUUUUAAGUUGGGCAAUCACGAAGGUAUGUUCUUACCGGAUCAUGGGGUAGAUUCUGGCAUUGGACAUGGUCCCGCUUUCUUUGAUCGCAAUCUCGGAGGCAAUCACACCUCCGAAGAUGACGAAAUUUUGGCCGAAGAGGUACUAGAUGGAAUCGAAACUACAUCAGUUGAUUUCAACAGAGUUGCCGACUCAGUUGGUCUGUGCAUUGAUACGACUCUCUGUGAAAGUGGAACGCCAUCAAAUCGAAGACAAUCCAGUUGUUUGUCUUACUCGCGUGCAUCAAAGAACAGUGGCAAUGCCUCCCAACACAGCAAUUCAGAUACCACUGCAGCAAAUCAAAGUGCCAAUAUCCGCUCAAUCAACAAUCAAAGUCAUCCUCCAAGACAAAAAACAGCGGAAAACUGCACCAGCUUCACAGUUGAUUUUAUGCAAGAGAGUUUUGGGAAUGACGAAGCGUACAGUCUGGAACACUGGGUGCCUGGAAAAAGACUGGGCCACGGCGGAUUUGGGGAAGUCUCUGUGUACUAUAACAAACACACGGGAGUGGAGAGCGCAGUUAAGCAGAUCAAACUCACUGAGGCCAACAGCAGAAAGGUGCUACGAACCGCUGAACAGGAGAUUCGAGUGCUGAGCAGGUAUUCACACGAGAGAAUUGUCAAAUUUUACGGAUCCAAGAUAGACAGUGAGAAACAGUGCAUCUACAUCUUCAUGGAAUACAUUCCAGGCAACUCAGUGAAAUCUCAAAUUGACCAGUACGGCUGUGUGAGCGAGUCAGUCUGUAGCAAGUACCUCGCUCAGAUCCUAGAGGGUCUGGUGUAUCUGCACAGUGAAAACAUAGUGCAUCGGGAUCUCAAGUGCGACAACAUUCUGCGAGACUCGCUCGGAAACACGAAACUGGCCGACUUCGGGUGUGCGAGACUGCGAACAGACUACUUGAAGCAUUCAGGCGUGAACAGUUUGAUGCUGGGAACUCCUUACUGGAUGAGUCCAGAGGUCAUUAUAAGUCAGCCUUACGACGGAAGGGCCGAUAUCUGGAGUCUUGGCUGUUCGAUUGUGGAAAUGAUGACUGGCGAGCCGCCCAACCACGAGCUGGAAUCGAUGCCUGCCAUUUACCGAGUGGCCACAAACAAGAAGUGCCAAGCGAGACUGCCAAUCAACUCCUCCGCCCCUCUAGUUGAUAUUGUGCACAAGUGUCUCACCUACGACCAGAACCAAAGACCAACUGCAGAAGAUCUUAUGAGUCAUGAAUUCGUGGUUUCCUCGCAGUGGUAAAAUUGAACCAACAAGGAAGAAAAAGCAAAGAAGCGGCGAUUAAAAACAGUGGCAGCUUGUCUACAAUGAACUCUGAAACUGAAUUUUUCCUAUUUAAUUAGAUGUAGUUGCCAUGAUAAAGCCUUUUCCACUUUCUCUGUAGGUGAAAACAGUUUUUUAUGUUGAAUUUUUGUAGUACAUGGAUGUGAAAACUGAAUAAAGAACGCAAAAAGCACAAAAAUGACAUUGCACUGUUCUCGUAUCGUCUCAUCUAUACAAUUGCAUUAUUUGAAACUGUUUUUUUUUGGAACAGAAGUAAGAGUUAAUGUUGUAAAAUUGUGAUCUGGUGCGUAGCAUAGAAUUUGUUUCGCUGGAUCGAAAUAAUUUGAAUACCCCUGAAUCGUGUUGAAUAUGGUGCUAAUGAAACUACUGAAUUUAUUGAAUUUAAUUUAAUUUAACUGCUCUUUCCACUAUGUAAAAUAGCCAUCAUCUAUAUUGCUAGUGUUAGUCCCUUUUUUAUACUUCUCUCCUGAAUUGGAAUCUUUAUCUAAA
Symsagittifera roscoffensis is the source of this 2550-nucleotide messenger RNA. RefSeq names its product mitogen-activated protein kinase kinase kinase 2-like. The coding region runs from base 34 to 2019 and encodes 661 amino acids. Gene Ontology annotation, biological process: protein phosphorylation. Gene Ontology annotation, molecular function: protein kinase activity; ATP binding. The transcript has 12 exons. The record is from RefSeq and is a predicted model, not a curated record. Lineage: Eukaryota; Metazoa; Xenacoelomorpha; Acoela; Convolutidae.